This is a messenger RNA of Lindgomyces ingoldianus, 1545 nucleotides long. Its product is annotated as cytochrome P450. The coding region runs from base 1 to 1545 and encodes 514 amino acids. Gene Ontology annotation, molecular function: monooxygenase activity; heme binding; oxidoreductase activity, acting on paired donors, with incorporation or reduction of molecular oxygen. NCBI's taxonomy places the organism in Eukaryota, Fungi, Ascomycota, Dothideomycetes, Pleosporales, Lindgomycetaceae. The transcript is spliced from 3 exons. The record is from RefSeq and is a predicted model, not a curated record.
AUGAUUCGAUUCAUCGCCUAUGCUCUCCUUAUUCUUUGCGCGAUACUUGCAAAAAGAGUUUUCAGAUUUUUCCAUGUACCACACCACCCUUCUGAGCCUCCACUCCUCGCGCAACCUUUCCCCUUACUGGGCCACUUGUUUGGAAUGCUACGACAUGGAUCAUACUACUAUUCCAUCGUAAGCAAAUACACUCAGGCGCCUAUCUUCACCCUUCGUGUGCCAGGGGCUAAAAUUUACGUUGUCAAAUCCCCUCGACUGGCAUCACAAGUCGAUCGGAACCCGAAAGACAUCUCUUUUUCGCCUUAUGCCGUCAUCUUUGCAGAGCGCAUUCUAAUGUCAAGCACUAAAGGCCUUAAGGCGCUAAGAGUCAACCUGUAUGAGGAAGGGUGCUGGGGCUGUUUGUCGGAGACGCGAAAGGUGAUGCACGACACGAUGUCGCCUGGAAAUGAUCUUGAGAUCUUGGCCAAGGACAUAGCAAAGAACAUGUGGCCUCACCUAUCUUCUUUAGACGCGAUCCCAAACACCGGAAGGGUGAGGCUACAUGAAUGGCUGAGCCACUUAAUUUGCCAAUCGACAUCAGAUGCUGUUUGGGGACCAAAAAACCCGUUCAAGGAUCCUGCUGUCGAGAAAGGAUUUUGGGCAAUCAAGGAACAAUUCGCCUACCUCGGCUUGAACUUCUUCCCCAGUGUUACAGCGCGCAAAGGAUUCUAUGGCCGUGAAGAUUUAUUCAAUGGCUUCCGAAAAUAUUAUGCCGAAAAUGGACAGGAAGACGCAUCUCCAUUGGUUCAAGCCAGAUUCAAAGUCAACAAGAAGUACGACAUUUCUAUGGACGACAUUGCGAAGUAUGACCUCUCGGUGUGCUUAGGAGUGCUGAUUAACUCAACUGUCUCCGCUUUCUGGUGCUUGUAUGACUUGUAUUCGCGACCAGAACUCCUGGAAGAAGUUAGGCGAGGGAUUUCAGAUGCUGUAGGUUCUUCAUCGUCUACUAACGGUCCCGUUCAUGUCGAUAUCGAGGAAGUUUCCACGCAGUACCUGAAGUUGGAAGCGAUAGUGCGAGAGAUUCUCAGAAGAAAAGCCUUUAAUGUGUCCGGACGAGUCAUACUGAAUGAUACUGCGCUCGACGGAGGCUAUCUUUUAAAGAAGGAUUCCCUGCUUCUCGUUCCGUCCGCUGAACUCCAUGAGAAUUCAGAGGUGUGGGGGAAGUCUGCAAAAGAAUUUGAUCCAGACCGCUUCCUUCGGGGCUCUGGGUUUGGUGCGGGGGUCCCCGCUUCAUCACACCGUACCUUUGGUGGAGGGUCAUCUCUGUGCCCAGGAAGACAUAUUUUCAUGAAGGAGGUCAUGGUUCUAUUGAUCAUCAUGGUCCUGAGGUAUGACGUACGGCCAGUUAGCGGGAAAUGGGAAGAUAUAGAAGGGCGAGCGCAUAUAUCAGCUUCGAUCCUGGCUCCAACGAAGGAUGUAGAAGUUAUGGUGUAUGAACGGAAGGGAGGUGAGGAGGCUCGAUGGAAGUUCUUCUGGGCUGGUACGGAGCUCGGCGAGUCUCCGUAA